Paramecium primaurelia is the source of this 292-nucleotide messenger RNA. The record is from the annotation of a GenBank genome assembly. NCBI's taxonomy places the organism in Eukaryota, Ciliophora, Oligohymenophorea, Peniculida, Parameciidae.
AUGGUGUUUUAAAAGCAAUGUGUAGUUUCUACAUAAAAUUCAUUGUAAUAGUUCUUUUAAAAUUAUUAGUUCAAUUUUAUCAAUUUUAUUUUAUUUGAUUUGUUUUGGAGUUGCAGGGUUUAUGCUUUAUACAUUCGAAGUACAUAAAAUGAGUUUAAGAGAUAUUUUGAGAACUUUUCAAUAACGAUAGAAAUUCAAUUAUAAAGCUACUGGAAAGGAUGAAGAUAUUGAAUCUGAAUUCAAAAUAGGAAGAUUAGUUGAUAAUUAAGAAAGCAAAUAUGGUAGCAUUUGA